Condylura cristata (star-nosed mole) is the source of this 4542-nucleotide messenger RNA. It is a transcript of the gene TMCC3, whose product is annotated as transmembrane and coiled-coil domain family 3. The coding region runs from base 12 to 1352 and encodes 446 amino acids. Gene Ontology annotation, cellular component: endomembrane system. The record is from RefSeq and is a predicted model, not a curated record. Lineage: Eukaryota; Metazoa; Chordata; Mammalia; Eulipotyphla; Talpidae. The transcript has 3 exons.
AACGGCAUGACAUGAACACCCUGAGUCUGCCCCUGAACAUCCGCCGAGGGGGUUCAGACACCAACCUUAACUUUGAUGUACCAGAUGGCAUCCUGGACUUCCACAAGGUCAAGCUCAAUGCGGACAGCCUCAAACAAAAAAUUCUAAAGGUAACAGAGCAGAUAAAAAUCGAGCAAACAUCCCGAGAUGGGAAUGUUGCAGAAUAUCUGAAACUGGUCAGCAGUGCUGACAAGCAGCAGGCUGGUCGUAUCAAACAAGUCUUUGAAAAGAAGAAUCAGAAGUCAGCUCACUCCAUUGCCCAGCUGCAGAAGAAGUUAGAACAGUACCAUAAAAAGCUCAGGGAGAUUGAACAGAAUGGAGCCUCCCGAAGCUCAAAGGACAUUUCCAAAGACAACCUGAAGGACAUCCAGCACGCCCUGAAAGAUGCCCACGUCAAGUCCCGAACCGCUCCCCACAGCAUGGAGAGCAGCAAAUCUGGCAUGCCAGGGGUAUCCCUCACUCCUCCUGUGUUUGUCUUCAAUAAGUCCAGAGAGUUUGCCAACUUGAUCCGGAAUAAGUUCGGGAGUGCCGACAACAUCGCUCACUUAAAAAAUUCCCUAGAGGAGUUCAGGCCCGAGGCCAGCGCCCGCGCCUACGGGGGCAGUGCCACCAUCGUCAACAAACCCAAGUAUGGCAGCGACGACGAGUGUUCGAGCGGCACUUCCGGCUCCGCGGACAGUAAUGGGAACCAGUCCUUCGGGGCCGGGGGCGCUAGCUCCCUGGACAGCCAGGGGAAGCUCACCAUGAUCCUGGAGGAAUUGAGGGAGAUCAAGGACACCCAGGCACAGCUGGCCGAGGACAUCGAGGCGCUGAAGGUGCAAUUUAAGAGGGAAUAUGGUUUUAUUUCUCAGACCCUCCAAGAGGAGAGAUACAGGUACGAGCGACUGGAAGACCAGCUGCAUGACCUGACCGACCUGCAUCAGCACGAGACAGCCAACCUGAAACAGGAGCUGGCCAGCAUUGAGGAGAAGGUGGCGUACCAGGCCUACGAGCGGUCACGGGACAUCCAGGAAGCCUUGGAGUCCUGCCAGACUCGCAUUUCCAAGCUGGAGCUCCACCAGCAGGAGCAGCAGGUCCUGCAGACCGACACGGUGAACGCCAAAGUCCUCCUGGGGAAAUGCAUCAACGUCAUCCUGGCGUUCAUGACCGUCAUCUUAGUGUGCGUGUCCACCAUCGCCAAGUUUGUCUCGCCCAUGAUGAAGAGCCGCCUCCACAUCCUCGGCACCUUCUUUGCUGUGACUCUGCUCGCAAUAUUUUGUAAAAACUGGGACCAUAUUCUGUGUGCCAUAGAGAGGAUAAUAAUUCCCAGAUGAAGCCUCUGGUUCCAGUCCUCAAAAUCUUUCAAGUUUUUAUUUUAAUGGAAACUCUGUGCAUAUUACCAAAUUUUUUUAACGAACGUUUGUGCCAAUGGAAGAUGCCAAGAAGGCCUGGGCUGUGUGUUGUAAAUAACCACAAUUCUCUUGAACCAGUAGCGAUCGCCAGCUCAGUCCCUUUUCUUGGUUAAUGUGAACCUGUUUCAAAGCCCUCCCUUCCUUGCUCACUGCCUUAAUCAGACCAGAUUUCCUGCCCACCUGAUUAGCACAGCUUGGCAAACCUCUGGUUAUUGAGCACUUGGCAUAGUGGCCCAGCAAAAAGGGACCUUAAACCUCUCUCUCUCCCUCAAGUCUGUCAAAAUUGAGCUUCACUGUUAAGUGAUCGCAUUUUCCCUUAUUUUCCCUGCGUCCUGUAAGCAGCCAGGAAGUAGCAGGGCUGGGCAAGAGGACAGGUGCGACUGUGCUGAGUACCUGUCACCUGUAAGAGCACAGUUCAUGCCAUGUGCCUCAUUCCACAGGUCCCAGGUGACCAGACUCACAUUUGACACUGUCCACGGUGGUUAAUCGUAUGUUACUGUCUGUAACAUGGAAUUCUUCUAACACACCUGUUUCACCCUUCAAAUGUCUAACUAGGUGUUGUUCUGUUGCACUUUAAAUGAUAAGAUAGAGGAUUUAUAAAUGGGGCUUUUGCUGCCUUAUACCCAAGGAGCCCCACACCUGAAUUGCCUGCUUACUGAAUGCCCUGCCUUCAGUGCACGCAGAAGUGCUUCCAGAUCCCCCUCAAACUGGCUUUAACAUUAAUUUGGGUUCUGGUAAACACUAGUCGGGAGUUUAUGUUUCAUCAAAUCUGAAUUGUGACACGCCCUCUGUGAGGAUGGGACUCCCUUUACUCCCUGCAGGAUCUCACAGAGCUUACUCAGUAAACAAAACCAAGGGAUGCUCUCACUGAAGAGUUUGCUUUACGGACAGACCACUCCUAGUGUCUAAUGCUGCGGUGCACUGAGGUGGGAACACUAGAAGCAGGUGGAAAUUAGGGCCCUGAAGGCCAGCAAGAGUAAAAUAAAUUAGACCUAGAAUCUAGCACCAAAUGCACAGUGUCUUACUGAAAUCGGUUCUAAGGUAAGAGAGUGGCCAUGCUUCCGUGGGGAGGAGAGCACCAGGAAGUUAACAUCUGGGGCCUGCUUGGCAGUAGUUGUUCACUGUCUUCAGCCCAGAUACUUGCCUUCAGAUUCCUCUCUCUGUGUGCAUAAAAGAAAGAAGACAUCUGGGAGACCUGAAUGCAAAUUGUUAUUCAACUCCACCUCCCACUAACUCUGUCCUUUGUCUGAAGGUGUAGAUGUGUGUGAGUGGACAUUUUCUUCCAAAAGACAUCAAAAUUACCUGGAUUUAAAUUAGGUGUGAUAUUUUACAAAUAGCUGCUCUUAUGGAAAUUUCCUGAAGCAAUGUGACAGUGUGCUCUGGUGUGAGAGAGUAUGAGAGUUGAAUUCUGGUAUGUGUGAGACUCCUAUAGCUUAAGCCUUCUAAGUUUACAACUCACAAACUAUCAACUAUCAUCCCUAUCUAAUUCCAGAUUCGAGAAAACCAAUAAAAACAUUUCAUAAAAAUCCCAGGGCUAUUUUGGAUUUAAGGGAGAGGGAGUUACAGUCCCACCCUCUUUCUCAUGGUUGUCAGACCCCGCCCCACCUUGGUCUCUCAAUGUGCCUACAAAUACACUGUGAUCCAUCAAAUCCAGGGGACAGAAAUGGGGUCCAGAGGAGAGGGUGGAAGGUAUGCUUCCCUGUGACUCCCUGUUGUCACAGCCAGCUUGACCUGUUCCCCUUGUCCCCUUGACCACAGCCUCCACGUGAGCUGGGACUGGUUGUAAAGUAUACCCUGUGUCCAUCAGGGUGUGGGUUGGCUCCUCUUGGUCUCUGUGAGUCUUCUCAGGUAGCUUGGACAUGCCAGAAGUCAGGCGGGCGAAGGUGCUGUUAGUGGAGAGAAUGAGUGAGCACUAGCCCUCAAGGUCAAGCUCUGGGGCACGGCGAGGCUGCUCCCUAUUCCUCAUGUCACCACACCUCACCCCUUUGCUCAGCCUUUGUUAGACAUCCCAGACUAGUGAUCAGUGUCUUCUUCCCAGGUGGAGAAGUAGAGAAGAAAAUGGAAAAAGCAAAGCUCUCCCGCGCCAGUCUGUAGCUGUCCACAGAAACUGCUAGAAACUGUCUCUGUGAUGAAUAUGGUAAGGACCUACAUCAUGCCACCUGAUCAUAAAUUCAAAGAACUCAGAUUUCUAGUGAUUCUCAUUAGAUGUUGAAUAGCUAUUUUCACUUUGAUACACUCAGCCUACGUGGCACAUUUAGAGUCUUGUUGAAAGUUGAUGAAGCUUUUAAAUAAGUCUGAGGAGACUUUGACUCAGCAGUUUAUCCUUUUUCUAAGGAAGAAACCCUUUGCUACAUAAGGAAGUUAAAAAGAAGUUUAUAAAUAUUCCAUUAAAAAUAGGUCCAGCUAUAAUAUGUCCUAGCAUCAGAUUUUUGACUUAUAUGUAAGUCAGCUAAACCUCCCCCACCCCCAAUAGUAAACACCUUGUUCAUAUCUGAAGGGGAAAAACAACUGUUACUGAGAGAUAGAAUGUUUGAUUCUAGCUCUGGAUUCUAUGGGUGGCAUUGCUUUUGUACCUACCAGGAUAAUGAGAAUUUGCUGAGAACAAAACAGAAACUUUAAAAUUGCUCUUCUGUGGGAUUUCCAGCUUGUAUUUUGAGUAUGAUUAAGCGAGAACAAAAUAUUUCCCGCCCCAAUUCCCUCCCCACCAAAUUUGAAAGCCACAAUGAAACAGUAACUAAAAGCACUUUGUUGUUGAUUUUGGACUGAUGAGUCCGAGCUUCCAGCAUGUACUAUUAGUGGUUUAUCUUGUAUGAUUACUGUACUGCAGGGUGAAAGCUUCUGAGUCUCUACCCCAUGACCUUUUAAUGUUAUGGUCCCUUGCUGUCAGUUAGCAUCCGUGUGGUAUUCGCCCUUCUGCUUUGUCACUUCUUUUCAUUGCACUGUUGCCCUCAUGGCUUUGCCUUAUUUCUAGCCUGUCAGGCCUCAUGAGUCCAAUAAAGGUGAUGAGGGGUAGGUUCCCUUUGUAUUUUUUGGCUGGAUGUUAAAUACCAAAUUAUUUUGCAUCAACUCGGAUUGUAUGAUUUUUAAAGAUUUAUUUAUUUGUGCAUACAGA